Molecule: messenger RNA, 1725 nt
Organism: Sparassis crispa
Lineage: Eukaryota; Fungi; Basidiomycota; Agaricomycetes; Polyporales; Sparassidaceae
Exons: 5
Coding region: 1-1725 (574 amino acids)
Biological process (GO): microtubule cytoskeleton organization; microtubule-based movement
Cellular component (GO): cytoplasmic dynein complex; centrosome
Molecular function (GO): dynein heavy chain binding
Source: RefSeq, a predicted model, not a curated record
AUGGACAAUUCCCCCCCGUUGUCGCCGCAAGCCCCUCCUCAGGACCUCUGGUCGUCCAUCCUCGAUUCCGUCUCCACAUCUCGCUCCAUACCCUCCAAACAAAUCCUCGUGCUAGGCCAGCCAUCCUCCGGCAAGUCUGCUCUCGUAUCCGCCUUACUCCAGAAGCCCGAUUCAGACGAAGGUAACGAGGAGAAGCGGUACGACUUCUCGCUGGGAUAUGACUGGGCGGACGUGCGGGACGACGCCGAUGAAGAUACCCUUGCACGGCUGUCGGUGUACACCGUGCCGUCCUCAGCACCCUCGUAUACCGCGUUACUCCCCCAUUUUCUACCGCCGCGCGUGUCGCUACCACAUACCCUUGUCGUAAUCGUGCUGGAUUGGACGCGUCCCUGGACCUUUGUUGAGGAGCUGCAAACAUGGCUAGAAUGGGUGGAAAGUUGGGUGAGGACGAGCGAUGCGCGGGAGCUUGAAAUUGUACGGGAAGAGAACCGUGAACGAUUGCAGGCACAUCUGCAACAUUAUACUGAACCAUCUGCCGAACCAAUACCCACUACUUCUACCAUGUCAAGUACUCUCCUGCCACUAGGGCCAGGCACAUUUACGCAUAAUACCGCUGGCGUGCCCAUCAUCGUAGCAUGCACAAAAGCAGAUCUAAUCGACGGGACCGACGACAUGAUCGGUGCCGGGACCUCCGGAAUGGGCGGAAUGGUAAAGGGCAAGGGAGAGGAAUGGGAAGAACGGACGGACGGCGUCAUGCAGGUCUUGCGGACCAUCUGUCUAAAAUAUGGCUCCGCGCUGUUCUACACCACGCCUCUACCUGCUACACUGCAGCUCCUCCGACAGUACGCCCUCCACCUACUCUUUAUGCCGCCCGCACCAGCACCCGGAUUCGCGUCGGCCACAGAUGCACCCGCACCCGUCCGGAACCGCUUCCCCUUCCAACAUAAACCAAACACGCUCGACCGCGACAAGAUCGUCGUACCAGCAGGGUGGGACAGCUGGGGAAAGAUCAGCGUGUUGCGCGACGGGUUCGACGCCAAAUCAUGGGGCGAGGCUUGGGAACACGACCUCGACCACGCGGAAGAUGACACCGGCGAAUCGGGCGCGAAGAAGAUGUACAGCAUGCUCGUGCCCGACCAGGGCGCCAAGCCCCCGCCAUUACCCCCCUUCAACAACCCCACGCCCGAGCAGGCAUUCCUCGCCAAGAACUACGACGAGAACUCGAAGAAGCCCGACCGCGACCCACGUGGCGCAUUCCGAAAUCCGAACGAGAGCGUCGCGGCGGGCAUCGUCGGGCCCAUGGGCAGCAGUAGCUUCAACCUGCCGAACGUCGAGCGCGCACUGACCGAGAUGGAGGGUGGAGUCGGCGGUGCUGGUGGCGGUACCGCCGCGCUCGGCAUGAGCGUGAGCGGGGAUGCCGCGCGGAAGCUUGGGGGGCGGGCGGCGGGGCGCCCGCCCUCGACACUCACUGUCCCGUCCGCCGGUGGCGCCGGGCGCUCGACUGUCCCGUCGCCAACGCUGUCGUCUGCGGGCUCACCGAGUCCCACGGGCGGGCAGACGCAACAUGAGGUACUGCAAAACUUCUUCCAGAGCUUGUUGAGCUCGAAGGACCGCACUGGCGCAGGUGCGAGUGCUGCAUCUGGGCGGGCGGCGUCGCCCAAGGCCAAUGGUAAUGCAACAGCAAGCUCGAACGCGGGUGCGAGUGAAAUGGAUGAAGGUAGUUGA